Molecule: messenger RNA, 2481 nt
Organism: Theobroma cacao (cacao)
Lineage: Eukaryota; Viridiplantae; Streptophyta; Magnoliopsida; Malvales; Malvaceae
Source: RefSeq, a predicted model, not a curated record
UAAUAAUAUUAUUUAUAAAAGAAUCGCAUUGUUCUUUCUCACUUUAAUAAAGUAUUAAUUAUUUUCUUAUCAUUUUUAGCUAAAAAAAAGCUGUGAUUUUGAUUUUAAUGGUGAUUCUGCUGAGUGUCGUGUAUUCGUUAUACCCGAGAUGAAAUGCCCAUGUUCAUUUUGCGUCUAGGCGGUCUAGAAUCAAGUGGCCUUUUGUCUCUUCUUUUUGUUACAUGAUCAAGAUAUAGAGAUUUGUUAGAGCUUUGAAGGAAGUGAAUUUUUUUAUCGAGAUCUGCAGCAUUUUGGGUUGCUGGGACUUCUCUUUUCUGAUUCUGUCUGGGUUCUUCGUACAAUUUUCCUUGGAGAACAAUUUUUGGUUUGAUUUUCUCAGAGCUUCAUUUGGUGCUUUGGGUGUUUGAGAGGGAGCUGUAUGCUGUUUGCUUGCAGAUGUAAAUAUGGAAAGGAAAAGGGUGAUCUCUCAAUACAGAGAGAGGCUAGACAAGACGCUGGCGUCUGCUGAACUGACCAAUUCAGAGACACUUAAAACCCUUGUCAAGAAUCAGAUUUUACGACAUGCACAACAUGAGAAAGAGGAAUUUAGUGAAACUUUAUUGGACAAAAGGGCUCAGGAAGUAUCAAAUUUUCUUGACAUGUUAAGGAGUACUUCUAUUGAUGAUCAUCAGGUUUCAAAAUCCAGUGAGACAUCACAUGGUGAAUGGAAAUUGAAGCAUGAUAAUGAAGAGUUCCGUGUCAUGUACCGUGAAGGACCUCACGGCACUCCCUUUCAUACAUUACUCGUUGAAGGCUAUGUAGAUGGGCCUUUGGAUGUUUGUUUAUGUAUCUCUUGGGAGUCAGCCCUCUACAAGAAAUGGUGGCCACAGUCUAGCUUUCCAUCUUUCAAAGUAACUAGUUCCACCUGUUUGCAAAAGGUCCAAAUUGGUGAACAGAUAUCUCUAGUGAGGGUGAAGGUUGCGUGGCCACUGUCAGCUAGGGAGGCUCUAGUACACUAUUUUUUCUUUGAGUACUUUCAAGAUGAUCUGAUUGUCAUUCUUGUGAACACGAUCUCAGAUGUGAGCAGCAUUGAUAAAGCAACUCAUGGAUUUACUAAUGAAGGGAUCCCUGAAGCUAAGGAUGUUGUAAGGAUUGACUUAGUGGGGGGCUUUGCUUUGCAGAAGGUGACAAAUGAAAGAAGCUACUUUAGGACAAUAGCAAAUAUGGAUAUGAAGCUGGAUUUCGUCCCUCCAUCACUUAUAAAUUUUAUCUCAAGGCAGCUCGUUGGAAAUGGUUUCAGACUCUAUCAAAAGACUGUGGCUUCUGUGUCUAAUUAUGAUGAAGAUUACUGCAAGGCCUUGGGGGAACCUCUGUAUACUCUAAUACAUGAAGCUCUUUACUCCAGUAAUGCAUCAGGUGAGGUUCUGGAAGGACAAGAGCGCAAAAGUGAAGCCCACCUUGUGCCUAAUGAAUAUUUAAUUGAAGGCAUACAAGAUGACACACAUGAUAUAAAACGGAAGGUUCAUGUUAAUGACCAUGCUGGUGAAACGCCACUGGGGAAAGCACAAGAUACAAAGAGAAAAGCUUUUGGUGAAAUUGAAGAAGAAGAAAGUGAAGAAAGUACAUGCCUAGAGGAAGGUGUUGAGGCUGUAAAUCAACCUUCAACCUAUGAAUUUGCUGAUACAAAUGGUGUAAAUGCUAAAAAAAGGAUUUAUAUUCGUCCAGAGGUGGAAGAAGCUCUAGGAACACUGGAGAAGGCCAUUUCAAUAGUACGGCAAUAUGGAUUUAAUGCCCAAAGCAGGUCUUCUAGUUUCUCUGAUGAAGAACCUCCAACUUUGGAAGAGGGGGCUGUAGAGGACUUGGCUUAUGCUGCAGAUGGCAAAGUUUGUUUAAAAGUGCAGGUUGGUGUUGAAGCCGCCUCCAUAAAGGUUGCGGAGAGGACUUUGCAUGACUCCAGGAACAGCAGUGACAUCAAUAACACAAGGUCUGCAGGAUCAAAUUCAUUUUCGAGGGAAGUUAACCAUAAAAAAGUAGCACCGGCAACACCUCAGCAAAAUGUAUCAAUACCAGUUGUGACUAACCAGGUUGCUUUGAAUUCCAUCAAGGCGAAUGGAUUCCAUGAAAAUGGUGUACAUGAUGUAAAAAAUUCGACCAACUGGAGAAAGCAUAGGUUCUGUUGCUUUGGCUUCCAUUCAGGGUAGCGGAUGCCUCAACUAGGAAGAUACCUGGAUUGCUGAAGAAGUUGAGACUUGUGAACCCCUCAGCAUGAAGACUUGAGAGUGGAAAUUUAACAUCUUAUACCAAAAUUACCCCUCUUUUUCUGUAACUUUAAUUAUUUGUGUAAUUUUUAUUCUCUUAAGAAGAGUGUACUCAUGACCUCUUUCUUUUUCUUAGGAAGUGAUGUAUAAAUGCAUAAUGCAUUGCCCCAUUAUUGGUUAUAGUUGUAAUCCGAAACACUAAUAAUAAGUUGAAACUACACAAUUUCUUGGUUUAUUCUAUUCA